AUGCCUCUCAAUCUUCGAGACUUUCCCGCCGAAAUCAUUCUCAUAAUUGGCGAGAACUGCCACUCCAGGCGCGAUACUAGCCGCCUCAGCCGCACCAGCCAAUAUAUGAAUGACCUCCUCAGGCCCGUGCUGGACAAGAUCCUCAUCGCCGAGUACCACCUCGACCGGCUGCUCAUCUGGGCCAGCAAGGAAUCCAAUCUUCCCCUCGUCCGCAAGCUCCUUAAAAUGGGCGCCGAUCCUAACCUCUCUACGCAAGUCCCUACGCACAGAUACGCGUUGCGCCGCGGCGGCCCGCGCAACGACUACACGCCCCGCACAGCCCCGCUCACCGCGCUGCACCACGCCUGCACCCAGGGCUUGCCGGAGAUGGCGGAGAUCCUCAUCAAACACGGCGCCAAGGUCAAUGACACAGCACCCCGAAGGCACUCCCUGCAUUUCGCCGUCUGCAAGGACAGCCUCGACACGAUCAAGGUGCUGCUCGCCCACAACGUCACCAUUACCUCCACCGACGAGUACGGUGCCACAGCACUGCACCACGCCGCCCGCGAGGGCUCUUGCGAGGUAAUGGAGUUCCUCAUCGACAACGGCGUGCCCGUCAACGCCGCCGACAACCACCACCGCACGCCCCUAUAUUUCGCCGUCGGCCGCGAAAUAGGUAAAAUAAAGCUCCUCUUGAAGCACGGCGCAGAGGUCGAUUAUGUGGACAUUACCGGCUGGACACCGCUCUCCCACUGCUGUAUUAGGGACAGACUCCCUGCGGCCAGGCUCCUCCUCGAACAUGGCGCAAACCCGAACCACAACUGUACUAGAGUAGACACUAAUCCCCUCAGUGUGCUGGACAUCUCGCGCGACGACGCCAUUAUCAUUCUGCUCCUCGAGUACGGCGCGGACCCGAACUGCCGCCAGACCCUGGACAGGGAUACAGCGCUGCAUCGCGCGGCACUCGCCGGGAAAGAGGAGGUUGUGCGAAUGCUGCUAGAGAAGGGGGCGGAUGUCGCGGCGCUGGACGGUAAGGGGCAGACACCACUCCUGCAAGCCAUCAAGUCCACGGAGCGGAACCCAGAGGUCGUGAAACUCCUAGCAGAGCACGAUCCGGAUGUGCCUGGCAUGACCGAUGCACUGCAUACGGCGGUGCUGGAGUGCUACGAGGAUGCGGUCCGCAUCCUCCUUGAGCGGGGCGCGGACGACAGAGGGCUGCGCCGCCACUGUCGGCCACGAGUCCAAUACAGCACUCCUCCCCGAGCACGGGGCAAUAAUAAGCGCGGGCGGCGGUCAGGGGCUCAAACCGAUACACUGCGCGUAGGUGAGCAGCAGGCCGAGGGCGACGAGGGGAAGGGCGAUGUUGGAAUUUUUAGGGCGCUGGUAGAGCGGGGCAUGGAUGUGACGGCGAGGAAUGGAGCGGGGUCAUCCGUGAUGCAUAGGGCGGCGAGGGGCGGGCGUGGAGAGAUUGUCGGGUAUCUGCUGGGCGGGGGGCUGGAUAGGGAGUUGGUGAAUCUGAAGGGGCAGACGGCGUAUUGUGCGGCGUUGCACUGGGGGAAUUGGAAGGUGGUGGGCAUGUUGUUGGAUUUGGGGUCGAAGUCUGAGUGGUUUUGA
Morchella sextelata is the source of this 1593-nucleotide messenger RNA. RefSeq lists its product as uncharacterized. The record is from RefSeq and is a predicted model, not a curated record. The transcript is spliced from 2 exons. Gene Ontology annotation, molecular function: protein binding. Bases 1 to 1593 code for a protein of 530 amino acids. NCBI's taxonomy places the organism in Eukaryota, Fungi, Ascomycota, Pezizomycetes, Pezizales, Morchellaceae.